Molecule: messenger RNA, 2043 nt
Organism: Miscanthus lutarioriparius
Lineage: Eukaryota; Viridiplantae; Streptophyta; Magnoliopsida; Poales; Poaceae
Source: the annotation of a GenBank genome assembly
AUGGAGUCGGUCGGCGACCCGCGGGAGGGCCCGUCGACGGAGCGGGCGUUCGAGGUGAAGCCCAUCCCGCCGUGGCCGGAGCAAGUGACGGGGCGUGCCCUGGCGGCGAGCCUCGCGCUGGGCGUGGCGCUCAGCGGCGUCAUGAUGAACCUGGUGUUCACGUCGGGGAUCAUCCCGUCGCUCAACAUCUCGGCGGCCCUGCUGGGGUUCUUCCUCCUCAAGGCGUGGACGGGCCUGCUCGGCCAGAUGGGCGUGUCGCACCGCCCCUUCACCCGCCAGGAGAACGCCGUCGUCCAGACCUGCGUCGUCGCCUGCGCCAGCAUGACGUACAGUGGCGGGUUCGGAUCGUAUCUUCUCGGGAUGGACCGGGAGACGGCGGAGAAGACUAGCACCGCGAACAUCCCCGGUGCGAACAUCAGCGAGCCGACGCUCGGCCGGACGAUGGCCUUCUUCUUCCUCGUCAGCUUCGUCGGCCUCCUCGUCAUCGUGCCCAUGAGGAAGACCAUGAUCAUCCGCCACCGGCUGACGUUCCCGAGCGGCUCGGCCACGGCGCACCUCAUCAACAGCUUCCACAACCCCCAGGGUGUCAUGCAGGCAAAGAGGCAGGUGUCGCUCGUCGUCCGGUCGUGCCUGGGGAGCUUGCUCUGGUCCAUCUUCCAGUGGUUCUACACCGGAGGACCCAACUGCGGCUUCACUUCGUUCCCGACGUUCGGGCUCACCGCGUACAAACACGGAUUUUACAUCAAUAUGAAUGGCACUUACGUUGGUGUGGGGAUGAUCAGCCCUUACCUGAUAAACAUCUCGAUGCUCGUCGGCUCCAUCAUCUCCUGGGGGAUCAUGUGGCCCUACCUCCAAACCAAAAAAGGCAUCUGGUACGACGCCAAUCUCCAGGAGACCAGCCUAAAGGGCCUCAACGGCUACAAGGUGUUUGGCGCGAUAGCUAUGAUUCUCGGCGACGGCAUCUUCCAGCUUAUCGUGAUCUCGCUGAGGACCAUACACACCAUGCGCCACCACCAGCUAGCCGCUGAGACGAUCAGGUCCUUCUCCAACGUGGACUCCAUGCCGCGGCCGGCGCUCAGCUUCGACGACCGCCGCAGGACGCAGGUGUUCCUCCGGGAGCACAUACCCAGCACGUUCGCCAUCGGCGGCUACGUCGUGCUGGCGGCGCUCUCCUCCGCCGCCAUCCCGCUGAUCUACAGGCAGGUGCGCUUCUACCACGUCGCCGCCGCGUACGCGUUCGCGCCGCUCCUGGCCUUCUGCAACGCCUACGGCACGGGCGUCGCCGAGACCAACUUCUCGGCGCAGUACAACAAGCUGGUGAUCCUGCUGUUCGCGUCGUGGAUCGGGGCCAGGAACGGCGGCAUCGUGGGGAGCCUCGUCAUCUGCGGCGUCGUGUCGGCCGUCGUGUCCACCGCCUCCGACUUCAUGUCCGACUUCAAGACCGGGUACCUCACCCUCACCUCGCCGCGGGCCACGCUCCUGAGCCAGGUGAUCGGCACGGCCAUGGGCUGCGUCGUCAACCCGCUCGUCUUCACCGUGUUCCACCACUUCUACGAGUCCAACGGCAAGAAGGCGGUGUACGAGGCGCCCAUGGCCAAGGUGUACCGUGCCAUCGCCGUGCUGGGCGCCGGGGACCACGAGCUGCCCGAACACUGCCUCGCCAUCAGCGUCGCCUUGUUCGCGCUGGCGCUGGCCGUGAGUGCGGUCCGGGAGCUGGCCACGCACAACAAGUGGCCUGCGCAGCAUUACAUCCCGAGCGUCACCGGCAUGGCCGUCUCGUUCCUGCUGGUCCCGGCCGUGUCCAUCGACAUGUGCGUGGGGAGCCUGAUCCUCUUCAUGUGGAACAGGACGGACAGGGAGGACGCGCAGGUGUUCGCGCCGGUGUUUGCGUCCGGGCUCAUAUGUGGGGACGGACUCUUCUCCAUACCCUACGCGCUGCUCGCCAGGUACGACGUCACGCCGCCCAUCUGCGUCAGGUUCAUCGGCAGAGUGCAGAACAAGAUGCUGGACACCUACAUGGAGAAGACCGCAGCAUCCCGAUGA